GACAGUUAUCAAAAGUGUUCUUCGAAGAGUUGACCACAAAACAUGUUCUAUGGUAUUAAAUUGAAUAUCAAUUGUUGAGAGGAAUGUUAUUAUCAAACAUUAAUUUAUGAUAUUUAAAAAAAUGUCUCAAGAUACUGUUCCCUCACUAAGUCAAUACUUCGGUGCAACUGGAAAUAAAGAGGACCAAAUCGAUUUUUCCCAGGAGCUCAUUGAAGCCAAGAGUCAAAUUAGUACUCAUUCAAAUGUGGAAGACAAUAAGAAAAGUAAUAAAAAUGAACCAGAAGUUUGUAGGAUAUUUUCAGAAACGCCUUCGCAAUCAAAGGAUCCAACUGAAGCUUUUUUUGAUUUAAUUGGUAGUAGUAAUCAUAUUACUCAUAAUAAAGUUAUUUCAGAUUUAGGCCUACCUUCUACUGAAGAAACUUACAGUAGCUCACGACUUGUGGUAGGUAAUGAAACUGAUAGAAGACGGGAUGCUUGGAUACCUUCAGAAAAUACUAGACAAUGUUUAAUAGCAGCAGCUACUGCUUCACCUGGAACAUAUUUUCCUCAAAGAGAAAUGCUUACUAUGCCUGGAGUUCUUCUUGAAGAAGAAUUAGAAGAUGCUGUAGGUCAGGCUGUCUCAAUGUGUCUUGGAGAAGCAGAGGCUGCACAAAGAAGAGUUUUAAGUGCUAAUGAUGUAACUCAAGAUGAAAGAGGUUUAAGAGAGUUAGUACAAGCAGGGGCAUACAGAGCUGCAAUUAAUUUGACUUCGAGGCUUUUGACUAUAUAUGGACAAGGUCGGGGCCGAGCAGGUCAACCCAGUAAGCAUUCUCCCCAUUCUUUGCAGCUGUGGUUUACAAGAAUUGCAUUAUUGGUUAAAACUAAGGCUUUUAAUAUUGCUAGUGCUGAAGCUGAGCCCUUUGGAAAUGUAGAUAAGCCAGAUAUGUAUUUUCAAUUUUAUCCUGAAAUGUAUGGUGGAAGACUAGGUUCGAUGGCUUCUUUUUCUUUUCGUUUGCUACUUGCAGAAUUGCCUAUGCAUUGUGGAAAAGCUAAAGAAUCAAUAACAAGGUUGUUCAAAGUUUUGGCAACAGUUAGGCAAAUCAUUUCCAACUUGAAACGUGGUCAUUGUGAAGAUGGAAAUCCAAUGGAGCUAACAGAUAGUGAUAAAAGGGAUUCUCUGAGGCUGUGGAACGGUAGGGAGGUCAGAGUAAUGCACUCAAUUAUAAAUAGUUCUCUAGCAGUUAAAGAAUAUGAACUUGCAAUGGACUUAUUGGGUCAACUUUGUGAAAGAGAUGGAGCUCCUAGACCUGCUUUACUUUCUGCAUUGGGUAGAUUACAUUUACAAAUGGGUAACAUACCUGGUGCAGAAGUAUGUUUCAAAGAAGCUGCUGAAAUAAAAGGUGGGCAUAAAGGCAUUAGGGAAUUGGUUGAUAAAGGUCUACUUUCUAUAGCACAAAGUGCUUUUGAUGAGGCAUAUUUAUGUUUUCAAGAAGCAAGUGUUCUAGAACCAUCUAAUGUUAUGAUUUUAAAUAAUAUGGGUGUUUGUCUAUUAUAUGGGGGACAUUUAAAAGAAGCUAUUCAGGCUUUGGAAACGGCAAUAGCUUCCAACCCAGUCCAUGCCUUAAAUGAAUCGUUAUUAUUGAAUUUAUGUACUUUAUAUGAUAUGGAAUCAUCGAAAGGAAGAAUGAAGAAAUUCGCGCUCUUAAGACAGAUAUCUAGGUACCAAGCGGACGCCCCGACAAUGAUUUUGGAAAAACUCUAUGGCUGAAUUGAAACCUUAGUAUUAGUUUAUGGUUUUUCAUUUCUGUGAUUAUUUUUGAAAUAAUGGCAUUCACGCAGUGAUACAGUCCUUGUUAAAAUACUUUAUUUGUGUUAAGUUUUUAAAUAUUUAUAAUCCAAACAUCACCCAACAGUAACUUAUUGUACAUGUUUAAUAUGUUAUAUGUCCACUAAACAUUUCGUCUUUGUUUAUUUGUUUUUAUUUUGUUCUCAGAAAUAUUUUGUGGCCCAAGACACUGUCAGGGCUGAUUCAAAUAUAUACAUCUCUAUUAAGCCGGAACAAAAUUGUUCUAAGUCACAACUUCAUCAUGGCUGUGUGUUCUGUGAUUAGGUUACAUACAAAGUCUUCUCUAAAAUUCAAAACUCUCAGAUCUUAAUCUAAAUACAUUUGCUUUGCUUUUGAAUUAUAACCUGAAUCAAAAUCAGUCCCGUAAAAAACUUGAUAUCUAUAAGUAUCCCCACAAAAAAAA
Molecule: messenger RNA, 2228 nt
Organism: Diorhabda carinulata
Lineage: Eukaryota; Metazoa; Arthropoda; Insecta; Coleoptera; Chrysomelidae
Product: trafficking protein particle complex subunit 12
Exons: 5
Coding region: 107-1747 (546 amino acids)
Cellular component (GO): TRAPP complex; Golgi apparatus
Molecular function (GO): protein binding
Source: RefSeq, a predicted model, not a curated record